This is a messenger RNA of Hippopotamus amphibius kiboko, 836 nucleotides long. Its product is annotated as KRAB domain-containing protein 5-like. The transcript has 4 exons. Lineage: Eukaryota; Metazoa; Chordata; Mammalia; Artiodactyla; Hippopotamidae. The coding region runs from base 171 to 836 and encodes 221 amino acids. Gene Ontology annotation, biological process: regulation of DNA-templated transcription. The record is from RefSeq and is a predicted model, not a curated record.
UCGAGACCCCAGUAAGAUGGUUCUUUAGGAGACACUAGUCUGCCAUCUUCUCGGUUUGCUGGCUUUCUGAACAAAGUCUUAUUCCUUGUCUGAACACCUCGUCUCUAAUUCAUUGGCCUUUCGUGCAGCAAGUAGAGCCAGCUUGGAGUCAGUAACAAUUUCUCCACAUCAUGUCUUCUGAGAGAGAAGCCCAGAGAAGGAAGAAGAGGAAGACAUGGCAGGUUGUCAUGUCUCAGGGACUGUUGACCUUCCAGGAUGUGGCCAUAGAUUUCUCUGCAGAGGAGUGGGACUGCCUGGACCUCAAGCAAUGGGAAUUGUACAGGGAUGUGAUGUUAGAGAGCUACAGGAACCUGGCCUCCUUGGGACUUGUUGUCUCUCAGCCAGACCUGGUCACCUUAUUGGAGUACAUCAAAGAUCCCUGGGAUGUAAAGAACAUGGAGACAACAGCCCUACACCCUACAGCUGUGCCUUCUCAUGAUACCCAGGGUUUGAUGUCAAAAAAGCCAGGCUUAGAAGACUUAUUCCAAAAAGUGAAGCUGGGAAAAUAUAAAAGAUGUAGCCUUGGAGAAUUAUACUUCAUGGAAGACUGGGAAUCUACGAGGCCAUGUGAAGGGCAGAGAGGAUGUCAUUAUGGACAAAACCAAAUUGGGACAGUUUCCCAUAAUGCAAACAUGACAGGCAAAAGAAAUCAAGGCUAUGAAUCAAAUUGGGGAAAACACCCAUUUAAGUCAUUUACAUUUGUAGAGAAAUGUAUGUUUGUAAGCAAAGACCCACAUCAUUUUUUGAAACGUGUAUGUUCUCUGAAAGGAAAUUUGGAAAAUCUGAAAGUUAUCUAG